Molecule: messenger RNA, 1092 nt
Organism: Neospora caninum
Lineage: Eukaryota; Apicomplexa; Conoidasida; Eucoccidiorida; Sarcocystidae
Product: putative aspartate carbamoyltransferase
Exons: 7
Coding region: 1-1092 (363 amino acids)
Biological process (GO): amino acid metabolic process
Molecular function (GO): carboxyl- or carbamoyltransferase activity; amino acid binding
Source: RefSeq, a predicted model, not a curated record
AUGAUUGGGAAGUUAGAUAUGGCCGACAGCGGAGAUAAAGAUGACUUCCCUGCGGUGUGCCGGCGGCUUUCCGCGGCGUUUCGUCAUGACCUCAUCCAACGGGCCGAAGAGAAGUUUUUCCGAGCGCAACUCCUCUCAGUGUCCACCCUCUCCCCUGCAGAUGUGGUCCUCUUUGUCACCGUGGCGUCGCAGCUCCGCAGGCUACUCCUGAGUGGCGAGCGUGACUCUGCAGAGGGUACUGACACCUGUCGCGAGACAACUGUCCAGAACAGAUGCAGCGGCCGCACAUGGUGCGAACUUCUCCAGGGGAAAAUCAUUGCGACGGUCUUCUUCGAGCCCAGCACUCGGACGCGAUGCUCUUUCGAGGCAGCCACCCUCAGGCUCGGGGGCCAGGUUAUCAGCUGUGGCGACAUGCAGACCAAUUCCUCGACGAAGAAGGGAGAAUCUCUGGAAGACAGCAUUCGCAUGUUUGCGGCAUACAGCGACUGCAUCGUCCUGCGACAUCCUGAGAAGGGCUCCGUGGAACGCGCCGCCCAGGCACUGAAAAGUGUGCGACGGGGACGGCCGCCUUGCGCUCUGCUCAGUGCGGGCGACGGAGCAGGAGAGCACCCCACGCAAGCCCUUCUCGAUCUGCUGACUCUCGUGCAGCUUCGGCCUCUCUGGUGGGACGCGCAACUUAAGAAGAUUGAGGGAGACAGCAGCUGCGUUCGAGGACCAGGCGACAGAAAGGCGAUGGAAGCCGGGCAUCAACCAGAAACGUCUCUGCGGGUGGCAUUUGUUGGAGAUCUUAAGAACGGCAGGACUGUGCAUUCUCUGGCAUUGCUUCUUUCGCGUUUCGACUGCCAUCUGACGACCGUCAGCACGGAGUCCUCCGCUUUGCCCCCAAGUGUCGUGGCGUGCGUCCGGGAAAAUUUCAAGGCUCAGGUCAUGCAUCCUCUCCCUCGCCGUGAAGAGAUUGCAGUCGAUGUCGACGAUACAGAUCACUGCGCAUAUUUUGCCCAGGCGGAGAAUGGGCUGUACAUGCGUAUGGCACUUCUUGCAAUCUUCCUGAACCAACGCACGGCCCGCUUGCUUCUGGGGGAGGCGUCCUGA